AUGGGUGCUCUGGGCCUGGGGUACUUGGAUACCCCUGUGUUUUUCUGGGCCGCCCAACUGCCAGGUGGGCUAGGCGCAGACCAGACCAGACCAGACCAGGCCGGCGCUGAAGGGGAGGAGCGGGCUGGCUGGCUGGCAGACUGGGAGACUGGGACUGUCCGGAUGACCAGCAAGCACCAAGCACCAAGCACCAAGCACCAAGCACCAAGCACCAAGGCCAGAGGGCUGGUGGAUGGGGCCCACAGGGGCUCCACAGGUGCUGUACCGUGGCUACCGGGUACCAUAGUACAUUCGGCAGUAUGCCUAGAAAGGUACAUUGUGCAUACUGCACAGGGUGAUCCGGUCCCCUACCUGCCCGAGUUGGCACCUACACUUGACGUCCUCAAGCAGUGA
This is a messenger RNA of Diaporthe citri, 393 nucleotides long. RefSeq lists its product as uncharacterized. Lineage: Eukaryota; Fungi; Ascomycota; Sordariomycetes; Diaporthales; Diaporthaceae. The record is from RefSeq and is a predicted model, not a curated record. Bases 1 to 393 code for a protein of 130 amino acids. The transcript has a single exon.